AUGGAAUGUUCAAACAAAGAAAAUGGUACAACACAACAACCUGAAAAGUUAGAAAACAACACAGCAGAGUGUGAAAGCAUGAAUAACAAUAAUCUGUCUAGUGAAGAUAACAAAACAAUAGUAACAUCUCAAAAACGAAAAGAACAAGAAAAUGUAAAAGAAGAAGAAGAUAAACAACAACAGCAAAAUAAGAAAUUAAAGAACAAUAACAAUAAGAGCAAUAACAAAAACACUAACAACAACAAAAACAAUAAUAAUAAUAAUAGUAGUAAGAAUAACAACAAUAACAAUAAUAAGAGUAAUAAAAAUGAAAAUAAUAAUAAUAAUAAUAAUAAUAAUAACAAGUCAGGAGGUGCUGUUGGAAGAAAUGGCGCUCUCAUUUAUGGAAAUUACAGAGGAUACUAUUCAUACAGAAACUUAAAGGAACAAGAAGAUCCAAGAUUCAAAUUGUUAACCAAAGAUCUUUUCUAUCAAAAGAUUUGUCUUGAUAUUGGUUGUAAUAGUGGUUCUGUUACUUUGAAAAUUGCAUCGGAUUAUGAAUGUGAGCAUAUCAAAGGUAUUGAUAUCGAUCACCAAUUGAUUAGAGAUGCAGUUAAGAAUCUAAAGUCAUUACAGAAUUCACUUUUGAAAGAGAAAUCAAAUAGUAGUUCUACAACAACAACAGCAACCGCAGCAACUACUACUACUUCUACCACAGAAAAGACAACAGAUCAAUCAAUAACAAAGGAAUCAUCAGAGACAACAGCAACAACUACUACUACUACGACUCAGCAAGGUGUUUCAAAUGAUAAGCCAACAGAACAACAACAACCAAAUGAAACAACAACAACAACAACAUCAUCAUCAGCAUUAACAACCACAACUACAAAUAAUAAUAAUAAUAAUAAUAAUAAUAAUAAUAACGAGGAUGAUGAAGAUUUCAUACCGAUUUCAUUUAAAUAUCUAAAGACACCGAUUAUCAAGGAAACUAAAUUCCCAAACAACGUAUCAUUCUUUCAUCACAACUUUAUGUCUGAUUCAUCGUUUGACAGAGAGGAAGCGUACGAUGUAAUAUUGGCACUCAGUAUAUCGAAAUGGAUUCACCUCAAUUGGGGAGACGAAGGAAUAAAGAGUUUCUUUAAAAAGAUACACAAAAUGUUGAAACCAGGUGGUAUUUUCAUAUUGGAACCACAAGAAUUCAAAGGUUAUCACAGAAGAAAGUAUCUUUCAGAGAAAAUGACAAAGAUUUAUUCAGAGAUUAAGUUUAAACCCAAUCAAUUUAUAGAAUAUCUAACUAAUGAAGUUGGAUACAAAUUGGUUGAUUCUCUUUUGCCACAAUCGGAUUCACUUGCCAAAGGAUUCAAAAGAAAUAUAUAUAAACUAGUUAAAUAA
This is a messenger RNA of Heterostelium album PN500, 1371 nucleotides long. Its product is annotated as BCDIN3 domain-containing RNA methyltransferase. Gene Ontology annotation, molecular function: O-methyltransferase activity; snRNA binding; RNA methyltransferase activity. Lineage: Eukaryota; Evosea; Eumycetozoa; Acytosteliales; Acytosteliaceae. The record is from RefSeq and is a predicted model, not a curated record. Gene Ontology annotation, biological process: snRNA modification. The transcript has 4 exons. The coding region runs from base 1 to 1371 and encodes 456 amino acids.